AUGGAGCAUACUAAUCAGGAACAACCAAGCAAACUACCAGACCGAGCCAAUACUCAGGGAGAGAAGGAAUCUAGUUCAAGAGAUGUUGACGCAUCAGAGUCUAAGCCGUUUGGGGGACGUAUCCUGACUGACGAAUCUGCCGUUUUCGAACAGAAUGCAUGGGAUCAUGCACCCUGGGGAGAAGAACAGGAACAACAUGCAUUAAAAGAGAUUGCUCGCCAACGAUUGGAUCCUGUUCCUCCGGAGCUGAUUGAGACGUAUCAUGAAGAAGCAGCUGAGAACUGGAACAAAUUCUACACAAAGAACGAAAACCGAUUCUUCAAAGAUCGACAUUGGCUUCGGAUCGAGUUCCCAGAGCUCUUUCAAAUGGUUGAAGCAGACGCUGGGUCAAAGACUGUCAUGGAGAUUGGAUGUGGUGCAGGAAACACAAUGUUUCCAUUGUUGCUAGAGAGCAAGAACCCAGAGCUAUUUGUUUAUGGAUGUGAUUUCUCAUCUACGGCUGUUGAAGUUGUUCGAGGAAACAUCAACUAUGAUGAGAAGCGAUGUAAAGCCUUUGUUUGGGAUUUGGGUUCCGAUGAUAUCCCGCCAGAAGUGGAACCAGAAUCUAUGGAUGUUCUUGUACUGAUUUUCGUCCUCUCUGCGUUGCAUCCAGACAAGUGGGAUAAUGCUAUGAACAAUCUAUACAAGCUUCUCAAACCCGGCGGAUUGAUCGUAUUCCGUGAUUAUGGUCGUUAUGAUAUGGCGCAACUGCGGUUCAAGAAGAACCGACUCUUGUCGGAUAACUUUUAUGUCCGCGGAGAUGGUACGCGUGUAUAUUUCUUCGAUUCCGAUGAGAUUGUUAAGCUGUUUGGAUCUAAAUUUACGAUUGAACAGAACGCUGUCGACAGACGGAAGCCAUUACCCGGCCAAUCUCCUGGAGCACCUUCUGCUACUACAAUUAUCAACACAGAUGAAGCUGGCCAACCAUCAUCGUCAUCUCCAACCACUCCUGUAACGGCAGCAGUCACGGAUACAUCAUCAGCGGUUGCAUCAGUAGCAGAUACACCAUCAAAUCCUUCGGGAGUAGUUACAUCUGAGCAAACGACUCUGUAG
Messenger RNA from Lobosporangium transversale, 1092 nucleotides. Its product is annotated as S-adenosyl-L-methionine-dependent methyltransferase. The record is from RefSeq and is a predicted model, not a curated record. Gene Ontology annotation, molecular function: tRNA (cytidine-N3)-methyltransferase activity. NCBI's taxonomy places the organism in Eukaryota, Fungi, Mortierellomycota, Mortierellomycetes, Mortierellales, Mortierellaceae. The transcript has 6 exons. The coding region runs from base 1 to 1092 and encodes 363 amino acids.